UCAAGCUGUGUUCCUCCGAAAUUCAAUAAUGCAUUGUGCAUAUGGGGUCUUUUAUUGUCUAAUUGUCUCAUUAUUCAUUGUGUGCUCGCACUCCUAGAGAAGGAAUAGAAUGGGCAGUUAGUGAUUUUCACCAUGUCGUUAGAUAGUCCGGAGCCCACGGAGCAGGAAAUUCUUGCCAGCGUGUUUUAUCACUGCGACACUCAGAAGACUGGACUGGUGGCUGUUUCUCAAAUUUUGGAAUUUCUACGCCGAACCAAGCCUGAUUGGGACUUUGGUGAACUACAGGCCCUGCUUGAUCCGAAUGGUGAGGACCCUGUAGUGGAUAUUGAUGCGUAUCAACAUGGAAUCUCGCAGUGGGUACAGGCUGUGAGGAGCAUUGUGAGCGAAAGUGAGGGGGACGCCACAGAUGGCCAGUCCUCCUCCUAUGUUGAAUCCGAGUUUAGUCAGAAUGAAGGCUCCGUGGCUAGCCUGGCAGCAGGAAUUGCCACUGACAAUCUUAGUAUUGGCUCUAGCGUGCUCGAGGGAAAUAGCUGUGACCUGUCCCGCAGCUGGGAUUUGGCCGACGCCAUGACAGCUUUACAGGAGGCCAGGCAGCAGAUCAAGCAUCUUUGUGCCGAGAAUGAGUCCUUCCAGCAAGCAUUGGCCACGGCCGAAGAACAGAACACCGGGCUGAUCACCGAGGUCGAGGGACUCCGUAAGCGUGUGUCCAAACAGGACGCUAUGCUGUCGAGGAAGUACGAAGAGGAUCGGGAACUGGAGGCAUUGGCUGAGGACCAGCGGCAUUUUCAAGUCACGUCGGACCGUGUUAGUCAGCUGGAGAAGGAGAAAGCACAACUGGAAAUGAGUUUGACACAUUCAGAGGAUGAGCGGCUGGAGCUAGUUUCUCAACUUGACUCAAUUCAGGACGAGUACAAGUCCGCCGUCGGUGCCUUGAACUCCAACCCAUUACCUUUACAACAGCAGCUGCAUGCAAGCCUGGAGCAUUCGUCUAACCUAGAGAGCUACGUCAAGGAGCUGUCGAGCGCCAACCACGCAUUACGGUCGGACAAACGUCACCUGGAGUCCCUUCUGGUGGACAUGCGUGACCAGGAGGUGCAGCUGAGCGCAUCCUAUGGCAGUCCACUGACACACAGCACGCCCAUGCGGCGAGCUGACACACUCCAUGACGAGCUCAUGGCCAGCGAGACGGAGAGCAGUGGUGGCAGCGGUGGCAACCUCAAGUCGAGCCUGACUUUCCCGGAAUCGGCCAGCGCCAGCAGCAGCGCUGCCGAGCUGCAUCCGGACACCACGCCGAAUGUGAACGGUAGCGGCGGCGACUGGCGAUCAACACGCAUUGGCUCUGAUACGGAUCAACUGACUGUUACUGGCGGUACGGCGACGGCCAACAGUAGUACACAGAGCCUGGGUCGUAACAGCUCCACGACCGAAGAGCUACGCGCUGUUCUGUCCAACGUGAGGCAGCAUUUCCAGGCCAAGAAGUCGCUUGCUUUGAAGCAGCUCGCCGACCUGUCAGAUUCUGAUAGCCAACUGGACGAAGUCAUCAUCGAGUCCUCUGUCGACAUGAACAUGAACAGCUUUAGCAACUUUGAGACAAAGCUGGCUCGCUUGGUAUCUUCUAGGAAGUCCGCAUUGGACAAGGUUUCCAAGUUGGAAAAGUCCAAUGCUCUCUUAGCAAGUGAGGUCAGUGAUUUGAAAGAAGCCAGGGAACGCUUGGAGCAGCAGCUCAGCUCUGCCGAGGAGCGGGUAACGUCGGUGGUGUCUUCCUUGGAGGAUGUAUGUAGCGAGCGAGACACGUUUGCCGUGGACGUCACUGAGCUUCGCAAUCGCCUUGCUACUGUCGAUACGGAACUGGAAAGAACGUCGGAGGAGCUUGAAGACCUGCAAAAGCGCAACCUUCUUACCUGUAGGGAGUGUGGACGCAUCAUCACCAUAGAUGAAACCGAGCAAGCAAUGUCAAGUAGUCUCUCAUCUGUUGACACAGCUGGUGGAAGUCCAAGCAGUGCUGCUGACGGCGACUCGAGGCAAUCUACGCCAACACGGUCGACAGGCACUUCGCCGAGCUCAGUUGUGAUUGUGGAGACACCGCCCUCCGGUGGCUCAUCGGGUAUGCUCCUGUCCGAGACGGACCAUCAGGCUAUUGCCGCACUACUCAAGGGUCUUCCGUCUGAGCCAAACCUACUGCGAGCUGAGCCGAGUGCGGUGGAGCAACACUACUUCAACAUCUCCGAGAUACUUCAUGACCUGUGUGAGUCGGCGGAAGGAUGUCCGGAGACAAUGCGACGAGCUAAAGAGGAUGCAGAGACGCGGACUGAGUGGUGCAUUCGCCAGUUUGUGGCGCUGUCCACGGAAGCUGAGGAGCGCUCACUGCCGGUGGAUCCGAAAUCAUCGGAUCUGUUGGUUACCCAGCUGAAGUGUGCUGUUCAGCUAGCUCGCCUAGCUGGAAGAAGUGAGCAAGACUUUGUGUAUUUGACACUGAUAAAGGUACUGGUACAGUAUAUCAAUCUCAUUCGACUUGAAGUGUUCCUGCCGAGCACGGACCGUUCGCCCCCGUUAAUCCGCCCUGAUUCGACAGGCCAAAUGGUGCUGACCCCGACUAGCUCUAGUAUGCCCAGGAAUUCCUUCUCCAAGUGGUCUUCACAAUGCGAUGAUGACACUCAUCGAGGUGAAGGCCCCUGGGAGAAUAUCGAACGACUCUCACGGACAUCGUCGCGAUCAUCGCAGUUCAAGUCGAUCACGAGCGUGUUCCACGAGGCGGGCAUUAGUCAUCAGAAGUUUGGCGAUGUCUUCCCACAUCGAACGGUCGCAUCAUCAACCCCAACCACUUCGGAGGAUAUAGAUGAUAGUGAUAUUCGUCGUUGCACUGAGGUCAUGGAGAGUAUUGAUAAGCGAAUGAAGGCUUCAGAUGUCAAGUCUACAUGGCUGCGCAGUCUUCCGCACUUUCUUCUGCGAGUUCUCUUUGUCAUCAUCUUGAUCUUCGUCUUGUUUGUCUUCGUCUUUAUUAGCUCGGCGUCUUCGCCUCAGGACGUUCGCCGUCCGUCAACGUUUUGGUCAUUGCUGCCACUGGAGCAGCUAGGGGCACAGUUCAGCUUGUCGUCACGGCCUGUCACGUGAUCCUGUGCUUGCCUUUGCUCUCGUUGCUCCGGCCUGCAGUCGGCUGUGUAUCAGUAGUGGUGCCACUGCAGCAGUGUCCAGCCCUCGCCUGCCUGUACUGCUGCUGCUGCUCCAACAUGCAGUUGACGGCAGAGGUGGCUGUUCAGUCCCAUCCGGCUACUGCUGUGUCUGUGUUGGGUCACUCUGCUUUGUCAUUUGUGCUGUCCAUUUCCCAGUGACGCUGUCUUUGGCAUGCUCGCAUUGACCAGUCUAGCUCUAGAUGCAUGUCAACCUUCAGUCUGUCCAUGGUUUCCACCGCCGUUGUCCUUUCGACAAGAAACCCACAUUAGUUUUAUGCAGGGGUUUGUGGUCUAUUCGCCUCCUUAUGACUUUACCCUUCGACCACACUACAUGGGUCGACAUUGUUUUAAUUAUAAAAGAAAUAUUUCAAAGAAAAUUGCUGGUGCCGGGAUAUUUAUUUCAAUUUUACCUCUCCAUUUUAGAACUAUACUUCUGACGCACAAAAAAGGUUUAUAAUAACUUCUACUAUAGUGCUGCAGUUCUGCCGAGUAUCGCCAUAUUUACUGUCUCGGUGUCUUGUGCUAGUGCUUGCCACCCUAACCCUGGACACAUGCUCCACCGGUGUGUGCUUAUGUAAUACUCAGACUCACAUACCAUUCAUUGUCAGAUGAACACGCGCUGCCCUGCUACCGGUUUUUGUUUCACCUUUUUUUUUUACUGUCAUAGUCUUGUCAAGUCGUUCCACCAGUGUUAUACUACUGCCAAGUGUCUGCUUCCAACCAUAAUGAGCUGUAAUUCCUGGCAGUAUUUGACCGUUAUGAGAAUUUAUUGGCCUUUUUUUUCCUUCUGCUAUCCCCACAUGAUGAUCUGUGUGCAGGAAAUGCUCCAAAUCACUUUUCAAUUUUGCA
Sycon ciliatum is the source of this 4019-nucleotide messenger RNA. Its product is annotated as inositol 1,4,5-triphosphate receptor associated 2-like. Lineage: Eukaryota; Metazoa; Porifera; Calcarea; Leucosolenida; Sycettidae. Gene Ontology annotation, molecular function: dynein complex binding. Gene Ontology annotation, cellular component: lateral element; meiotic spindle pole; chromosome, telomeric region. Gene Ontology annotation, biological process: chromosome localization to nuclear envelope involved in homologous chromosome segregation; homologous chromosome pairing at meiosis; actin filament organization. The transcript has 6 exons. The record is from RefSeq and is a predicted model, not a curated record. The coding region runs from base 133 to 3111 and encodes 992 amino acids.